AUGUGGAGUUGGUCUCAAGAACAUGCACUUGGCCAAGUUCUUCUCUACCACAUGGAAUCCUACAAGGAGCUCACUUGCGAGUUCUUAGCUUCAAUGAGGUACCACAUGUAUGAGGAGAAGAUAGAGCUGAUUUGGACCAAGGAUUGGGAUGGAUCACGUUCUUGGCUAAGGGAGAGAAGAGAAUGGUCCAAGGCUGCUCAGAUCAGGAGCCCAGUCUUGAGAUAUGUGCACAAGGCACUUGCCAACACCUUCUUUGCAAGGAAGGCAACCGGGACAAUCAACGAGGGGAACUCAAGUUUCUUGACAUGGGAAUCAAGCCCUUCUCUCACGCACAAGCGAUGGCAAGAGGAUCAGGGGAGAUAG
Molecule: messenger RNA, 363 nt
Organism: Microthlaspi erraticum
Lineage: Eukaryota; Viridiplantae; Streptophyta; Magnoliopsida; Brassicales; Brassicaceae
Source: the annotation of a GenBank genome assembly